Molecule: messenger RNA, 4273 nt
Organism: Cygnus atratus (black swan)
Lineage: Eukaryota; Metazoa; Chordata; Aves; Anseriformes; Anatidae
Product: protein 4.2-like
Exons: 13
Coding region: 1922-4015 (697 amino acids)
Biological process (GO): peptide cross-linking
Molecular function (GO): protein-glutamine gamma-glutamyltransferase activity
Source: RefSeq, a predicted model, not a curated record
UCAGCUCUUUAUUUAAAAAGUUCAAAAUACAUAUUAAAGUCAUAUAUAAUCGAUACAGAAAAAAUAUGCAAACAACCAACCGCCAACAACAACACAACCAAGGAUUUUUCUGGCACAUCUCCCCAUUGUGCUUAAAUUUAGGCUUUCUUGAUUUCUGCAAACGCGUUGACCUCAAUGCUUACUAAUAAAAGUUGAAGUAGUUAACAAUGUGCCCCUGUUGCCAAGAAGGCUAACGGUAUUCCCUGGGCUGCAUUAGGCAGAGCACUGCCAGCAGACUGGGGGAUCCUUCAUCUCUACUCAACACUGUCAAGGCCACACCUGGAGUGCUGUGUCAAGUUCUGGGACCCCAGUACCAGAGAGACACGGACAUAACGGUGAGAGUUCAACAAAGGGCCACAAAGAUGAUGAAGGGACUGGAGCAUCUCACAUAUGAGGAAAGGCCGAGAGAGUUAGGACUGCUCAGCCUAGUGAAGAGAAGGCUCAAGGAGAUCUUAACGUAUAUGAGUGAGCACAUGAAGGCGACGGGGCCAGGCUCUUUUCAGUGGUGCCCAGUGACAGGACAAGAGGCAAUGGGGAGCAAACUGAAAGACAGGAGGUGCCAUCUAAACAUCAGGAAAGACUUCUUUUACUGUGAUGGUGGCUGAGCAAUGGAACAGGUUGCCCAGAGAGGUUGUGGAUUCUCCCACUUUGGAGAUACUCAAAAUCCAUCUGAACAUGAUCCUGGGCAACCUGCUCUAGGUAGCCCUGCUUCACAUUGGAGGGGUGGACAAGAUGACCUCCAGAGAUCCCUUCUCUAACUUCAACCAGUCAGGAAUUCCAUGAAAAUGAAUCUAUAUAUUUAUAGCGUAGCCUUAAUUUACUAAGAGAAUUUGUCUUUAGCUUACCUGAUGCAUAAAGUUCAAUAAGCAAAUAAUAAGAAAAAUGCCAGGAACAUAGGACCAUAUUUUGCAUCAGCUAUCUAAUAUAAAUCCAACUGUCAUUCUGGAAUGACUACAUCUACCUCCAAAUGCAUCAAUGCAUUUAUAAGGGUCGGGUUCAUUUUUCUUAUUGUACAUAUGUCUACACUAAUCUCUACUUGCUAUUUUAUGGCGUAGUCAUUCAGUAUCUUCAUACUCCUCUACAACUUUUCCAAAGCUGUCUCCCUCAUCUUUACUACUCAGAAUAACCUGAUCUAGUCAGGUGGCUUCCCUGUCCAUGACAGGGGGUUGGAUGUAGAUGAUCUUUAAGGUCCAUUUCAACCCAAGCCAUUCUAUGAUUCUAUGACUUCCUUUUAUCUUAUGGCAACUUUAAGAACAAUAUGUUAUUUAGUCCAAGACUAAAGUGUGAUGGUUUUGAAUAAACUGCAUUAUGCUACAGAAAUUCUGCUCUUUAGGUUUUUACUUUAAACAAGUUUUCUCAUUUUGAAGUGUUUUCACAUUUUAAAGUUAGGAACAAGGGCACUGGAUGUAUUGACUUGUUGACUUCUUGAAGGGUUUAGUAUCUGAGCAUCUUAUAGUUACAGUUGGAGAGCAGCUCUUCAACAGGAAUAUUUGAAGCACAUUCUGUACAUUGUUUAGGGCCAAGCCAAAAUCUGCAUUUCCUACGCUGGGGUCCCUAAAGCACAGCUCUUUGAAGAAACUGCCAUCUAGAGGUUUCUAAAGGCUUCACAUCCCACUGUGGAAUUUAACCUCAUCCGUAGAUCGGAAAAGUCAUCCCUUCUGCUCUUUAGUAUGGUCUGAGAGAUAAAAAGACUCUUCGACUUCUGCACAGCAGGUCAGCAAGAUAAGAUGAAGGAGAGGUGGCAACAUCACGUCCCACCCCUCAUAAAGAAAUUGAGCAAACAACUUUAAAAAAAAAAUCCAUUUGCAAAGAAAAAGGAAGGAGGCAUUGCCCACCAGAGCAAGCAGGAGCUGAAGACUUCCACAGCACCAGGGAAACAGACAUGGGCCAAGGUCUGAGCAUCAAAAGAUGUGAUUUCAAGAUCACAAUGAACAACAAUAACCACCACACAGAAGAAAUCAGCACUAAAAGGCUUAUGGUGAGACGUGGGCAGUCAUUCAUUAUCACAGUGAGCUUCUCAUUUCCAGUAUACAACUACCUGCAGCAGCUGAAAAGGACCUUCCUCAUAGUACAGACAGGACCGAAUCCUUCCAAAACAGAUGGAACCCAAGUUGAAUUUCCUAUCUCCCGCCUGGGAGACCAGAAGCAGUGGAGUGCAGCACUAGAAGAACAGGACCCAUGUUUCUGGACCAUCUCUGUGAACACACCUGCCAAUGCUCCCAUUGGCCAGUACGCUCUGCUUUUAUAUGCCUCCAAGUCUUACUGUCUCCUGGGAAACUUCAUCCUUCUCUUUAAUCCCUGGUGCCAAGAUGAUGAAGUGUUCUUGGCUAAUGAGGCACAGCGGCAGGAGUACAUUCUAAACCAGGAGGGUAUCAUUUACUGGGGGACUGAAAAUGCAGUCCUGGCACAGCCCUGGGACUUCAAUCAGUUUGAGGAGGAUAUUGUGGACAUCUGCUUCACACUGCUGGACGUAGGUGAACGCCAUCAACGAGACAAGGAUCACACUCAGCGCAAGGACCCUAUUUACAUCUGCCGCACAGUUGCUGCCAUGCUGAACUGCGAUGAGGUUAGAGGAAUCAUGACAGAAUACGGGAGCGGGAAAUACUAUGAUGGGACAUCCCCUUCCAAGUGGCUGGGCAGCAGCCCCAUCCUCCGGCAGUGGGUGGCAUUGCAGUGCAAACCUGUCCGCUACGGGCAGUGCUGGGUGUUUGCUGCAGUCAUGUGCUCAGUUCUGAGGUGCUUGGGAAUUCCCACCAGGGUUGUCACAGGCUUCACAUGGGCUCACAACACGAACAGCAGUCUGAAUGUGGAUGAGUAUUAUGACGAAAAUGGGAUGCUGCUUACACAUGACGAGAGUGCCCGAGUCUGGACCUUCCACGUUUGGAACGAAUGCUGGAUGGCUCGAACAGACUUGCUACCAGAGUACAGCGGAUGGCAGGCACUAGAUGCCACCUGCCAGGAGAAAAGCAAAGGCGCAUCCUUCUGUGGGCCAGCCCCUGUUCAAGCCAUCAAAGAAGGGGACACUGAAGUGGAUUAUGAUGUCUGCUACUUCUUUGCUGCCAUAAAUGCCAAGUGCCAUGUCUGGAUACACAAAGCAGAUGGCAUCCUCAAGCCAGCUUGCAUUUGCACAAAGUAUACCGGCAACAACAUCAGCACCAAGAGUGUGGGCAGUGAACGCUGUGAGGAUAUCACACACAACUACAAAUAUCCUGAAGGUUCUCUUCAGGAAAAAAAAAUACUUGACAAAGUCUACAGAAGAACAAAGACACUUGAGACAACUACCAGCAGCAAAACAGAGUUCAGCUCCAUUACUACUGCCCUUGAAGAGCCAGUUAACCUUUUUAUCCAACUCCAGUCCAAUAGUUCUCUGCUACUGGGACAAGAUGUUCCAAUUUCUGUUGAAGUGUUUAACCCCAGCGGUGGAGAGAAGGCAAUUCAUUUGGUACUUGGGGCCCAGUCUCUACAUUAUGGUGGCACACCCAUUACCCAACUUUGGAAGAAAGAGUUUCAUUUUAUCCUCAAGAGCAACGAAGCUACCACCCUGCAGGCCUUUGUGCCUUACUCACAGUACAUAAAAGAGUUGGGAGAGAACCAUCUGCUUCGUCUGACUGCCAUGCUGAGAGACAAGGACUCCUACAUAUGCUUUGCACAGGAAGAGAUCAGCAUUUGUGAUCCCCCUCUCAUUAUUAAGUUUCCAGAACACAUGGUACAGUACCAGCCAGCCACAGUGGAGAUCAGCCUCCUGAACCCUCUCACUGAACCCCUGGAGAAGUGCAUGAUAGUGGUUGGAGGGCGAGGGCUCAUUUACAGACAAAGGAAGUACAGGCUGGGUUCUGUGCAGCCUGGAAGCACUCAACAGCUGCGUAUCUCGUUCACUCCCACUGAAGCAGGGCCCAGAAGACUCACUGUGAAUCUUACCUGCCUUCAACUCCAGAACCUGAAGAGCUACAGAAGUAUCAACAUUGCAGCUGCCUGAUGCCCAGCUUAGAACAAGUCCUGCUGUCCUAUUUGCAAGAGUGGUCACAAUCUGUCCUCCUGACCUUUGGAAAGCAUAUAUGUUAAAAGUUUAUUUGAAGUUAUAUUUAAAACCAUGUCCGACUUGUAUUAUUCAUACAAACUCAACUCUCUCCCAUAUGCAACUAUAUCCACUCUCAGAUCUUGCAAGUUGAACCUUCCUGUGACAAAGAUGGGCUAAAUGCUCAAGCAGAUGCUGUAUUUCUUUGUGCAUACCCGC